Molecule: messenger RNA, 1643 nt
Organism: Paramecium pentaurelia
Lineage: Eukaryota; Ciliophora; Oligohymenophorea; Peniculida; Parameciidae
Source: the annotation of a GenBank genome assembly
AUGGAUUCUUCAUAAGAUUAAACAGAUCUAAAGAUUUCUAAUUAAGAUCAAAAUAAUUAAGUUUAAGAAGAAGUGGAACACUUAUAGAUCUAAAACAAUACAAAUUAAACAAAUGAUAAUUAAAAUAAAGAGUCUCAACAUGAUGAUUAGAAUAAUAUUGAUAUAGAUCAAUAAAAUUAAAAUAAAUUAGAAACUGAAUAACAUUCCUAAAUUAUUAAUAUAAAUAAUCAUGAAGAAAUAAUAUCCAAAAAAUUAGAUUCAGUUCCAUAAAAUUAAAGUGAAAAUGAUUAAAUAAAAAAUAAUGACUUUCAUGAAGAGAGAGAAGAACAUAAUAAUCAUAAUUCAUAAUUUGUUGAAUCUAUUUAUGAAACAGUUACAUAACCACUUUAGAAAAUAGAAUAGGAAUAAAAAGUAGAUAAUGCAUUUGUAGACUAAUCUCAAUUUGAAAUUUUAGAUAAAUCUAAUAAUUAGUAAUUAGAUUAGUAGGAAUAAAUAUAACAUGAAUAAUUAGAUAAUAAACUACAUUCUGCUUUAAAUGUAUCUAAGGAAGAAUAAAAUUAAUUGGAAUAUCCUUAAUUAAUUUAACCAACUUUAAAUUUUGGUAAAAAUAUAAAUACUCAAAAGGAAGGUAAUUAAGAAGAAGAAAAGCAAGUUGAAGAAGGAGUUAUUAUUGAUGAAACAAUUUAAAGUUUACCUACUAAUAAUAAUGUAUAGAAUUCUUAGAUUUAAAAUUCACCUAAAAUAGUAGAAAUAGAUUAAAAAUCAUAACUAGUUAUACAAUUCUAAAAAUCUUUAGAUGAAGCAACAUUUCUAAAAAAUUAAGGAAAUUAAUGGUUUCAAUAACAAAAUUAUGGAAGAGCUACUGAAUAAUAUAAUCUAGCUUUAGGAUUAUGUGAUCCAUAUUAUUUAAUGUAAUGUCCUGAAGAAUAAUUAUAAUAAUUUAAAAAAUUGAGAAUAAAUUUACUAUCUAAUCUAAGUGCUUGUUUUUUAAAUCUUGGGGAUUCUAAUUCUUGUAUAACACAUGCUAAUAUUGUAAAUAUUAUUUUUAAUUAUUAAUAGGCAAUUUAACUUGAUCCUUCAAAUUAAAAAGUUUGGUAUAGAAGAGCUUUGGCAUAUUAAUAAAAAUAAGAUUAUGAAGAGGCAUGGAGAGAUAUUGAUUAAGCUUGGAAUUUAGUGAAAAACACCACUUAAAAUUAAGAGAUAUUUGAUAAAAGAAAAGAAAUUAGAGAACUAUUAAAAUAAUCAAAUAAAGAAAGAGCAUAACUUUACUAAACUAUGUUAAGUAAUACUUAAAAUCAAACUGAAAAUAAAAGUACAAUUAAUUAAUCAAAAACAAAUGAUUCUAAAUUAACAAUUAGUGAAAUAUAAAAGAAAUCAUAAUUAAAUGAUUAUAAUUAAGAUGGUUUUAGAUAUACUGACAUCAUUUGGAAAACUACAGCUUCAGCAGUACUUGCCUCUUCAAUGACUAAAUUUAUUUUGGAUGAAAAACUUAAUACAAAGAUGGGUUUAAUUGAAACUUUAGUAUUAAGUUCUACUACAGCAUCAUUUUUAUUUGUAGAAAAGAAAUGGUAAAAACUUUGUUUUGCUACUGUCACAGCUGGAUUUUUAGCUUUUGUUUUAUAUAGGAAAUCAACUAAGUGAGU